CAUGCAGAUUUGCAAGGAAAGGUUGAUAGAUUUUGUCUUGCGAUAUGAAACGUGGGAUUUCUUCCAUGAAGGCUUUUCAACUUUUAACUGACACAGAACAGGUGAAUGAUCUGAGAACAGGUAAUCGGCUAUGGGACUUGUCUCGAUUAUCUUAUCAGACUGCCGAGUGACGAUUAAGUCAAGUGCAUGACCUCCAAUGUGUGUCAGACAUCUGACGUGCUGAAUAAGUCCUACGCUUUCGAAUAAAUCUUGCAACUUAGUAGGGUCAACAUUAUUAUCGGUAACAAGAAUAUUAAAAUCACCAGUCAUCAGCAGGCAGUCAGUAUACAAAGGACGGCAGACUCUAUAAAGCUUUAUUUAUAAUGAUUAGUUUAAGGCGUUGGGUUCUAACUCUAAUGCUCCAUUCAGAAUACUCAAAAGACUGUAAUUUAGCAGCUGCAUGCAACUUUAGUGGUAAUAAUGCUAUUUCUGAAAAGUACUCCCGUUCCACCUCCUAAACAACCAAGGUGAGGGUGAUCCAGGAGUUCAUAAACUUCUGGAGUACAUAGACUGUUGAAGCAGAUUUAUGAUUAGUAAAACCAGAUUUCCGUGAUUGCAACAAAAUCCGAUCGCAAACAAAGUCAAACUCAUCCUUAUUGUUUAAUGAUCGUGCAUUAAGAGUGCAGAAUUUCAAUCCUCCAGCAUAUUGUUCAAUAUUCAAAAGUUUUCCAGAAUUAGGGACCACUGAUGUGGGAUUAUGCAAAUUUGCAGUAUAGAUUCAGUUUUGUUUCCGUGUCGAAUAACUAGCAGUUAUAAGGACGGGAAUAUAAUUCAAAAUUAUUGGUCGACGAUUAUAUGUAAAUAGGAAUGUAAAUAGGAAUGUAAGUGAUUUCUUCUUAGGAAUGUGAGUGAUUUCUCCAUACCUAGAUUUAACACGGUUACGUAUGGGAAACACAGCUUGAGGUGUAUGGGCCCGUUCAUUUGGUCAAAGAUCCAUAAGUCCAUAAAAACGGCUAUAUCCUUAGAUACGUUUAAAAGACACAUACGCCAAAUGGAUAUAGCCGACUUAAUUUCCAAUAGUUGUACUAAUUGCUAUUUAUGCAACAAUUAAUCGACACUAAUUAUAGAUAUUUGUUAUAAUAUAUUUAUUCUGUUUAUAUAGUUAAUAUAGUAGUUAAUAUAAGUAGGUGUCCCCAAUUAGUUUCUUUGUAAACUAAAAUUUAUUUGACACAAUAAUAAAGUUUUUGAUUUGAUUUGAUUGAUUUGAUUCACUGACAUUAUAUUGUUCAGUCGACAACCAAGGCGAAAUGUAGAGAGAAGGCGUUCCAAUCUAACCAUCAUAUAAAAAACUGUUAAUAUUAUAGUAAAAGUUUGUCUGACGUCUGUUAAUAGAUUGUAGGCUAUUUACUGUGGCACCCACAAGUAGGUUGGAUAAUGACAUUAAAUUAUACUGACUGUUAUUAGCUCCUGUUGUUCACGAUUCGAUUCCCAAUUCAGGCCCUGGAUUUGGACAAAACAUAUCCAUACAUAUACUGUCAAGUGUACUUCGAAUAACUUCGAUGGAAGAGCCAAACAGAUCAGUCCGUGGUCAGUAGUAGGUUAGUAGUAUAGUCGAGAACAAUGAUUAAUCGAAUCACAUUGAACAAAGGGAUCGCAAUCAAGCGGAUUAUUCCACAAAUCUGUUGAGAGAUGUUUUGAAUCCGAAUAUUCAAUUAAGGGAUAGAUUUUCUAUACUCAGUCAUGCCGAUAAAAACGAUACAAGUGAAUUAAUAAAAGCAAAAACCCAAGAUGCUCAACAAAAUUAUAUGUCAAAUAAAAAGAAAAAAGUAAGUUCAAGUCAAAGAAAAAUCAAAGUGAAUUGUCAGAUAAGCAACAGCCGGUCGACCAAGCACAAAUAGAACAUGAACGACAGCACCCAAAGACAUCGAUCAUUGUCGCAGGGGAUUCCAUCAUAAAAUAUGUGGAGGACUGUUAAUUAUCAAAUUCAGAACAGAACAGAUCGUUUCAGCUAAGUCUUUUUCUGGUGUGACUGUCAAUGGCAUGGGGGAUUUUUUAAAGGCUACUAUCCGUAAGCAUCCCGACAAGCUGCAUGGUUAUACAUGAUGUACAAAUGAUGUUCGUACUUUAAGUGCUAGAACCAUAGGCGAUAAAGUUACCGAGCUAGCAGAACAGUUUAAACAAGAAUCAAACCACACAAGAAUAAUCAUCCUCUCGUUGGUCAUAAGAAGUGAUAGUCAAGAACUUGCAGGGAAAGUAAAAAAGACUAACAUUAUUUUGAAGUCAAACUGUAGUAAAAAAACUGGUUAUUCUUACAGUUGAUAACAGUAACGUAAGUCGUUCACAUUUUAACCACAGGGUUUUACAUUUAAAUCACGAAGGUAGUGCCGUGUUACAGGAAACCAUAGCAAAUAUUUUAAAAUCUCAGGAUUGAAAUGAUGAAAGACCGAGAAUAAACGCGCACGAGAUUAUGUUUAAUAUAUCUGAUAGAGCUAGGGGGAGUUUGCGCUUACGUAUAUAAGGUGUCACGUAUAGAUUAUCAAUUUGGUGAGCAAACUGAUGGACUGGAUUGUGUAUGAUCAAAUAUUUGACUAUUUGGUGAAAGAUAACUUUCUAUCCCAACAUCAGUUUGGUUUUAAACCUUUCCAUUUUACAACUACUGCACUCUUAGAUUGUGCAAAUAAAUGUCAGAAUGGUAUGUGAUAAUGUAUGUUUCAUUGCUAUAGUAAACUAUCCUCAGGUAUUGGAAUAAUAAGAAAACGUAAGGAUCGGAAUUUGUUGAUCAAAACACUUAAUUGCUAUUGGUAUAUAAUGCUUUAAUUCAGCCUCAUUUUGAUUACUGUUGCGAAAUUCGGGAUGACCUUGGUAAAUGUUUUAGUGAACGUCCUCAUAAAUUACAAAAAUUUACCGGCUAGAUUUAGGUCACAGAGGUUAACCGUAUAGUUAGACAUCGUAUUUCUUCACAAUUCGGAGUUAUAACUUGAUCUUAUCUGAUACAUCAUGCUAUUUCUGGAAAUAACAAAAUUGCUACAAUGUGUGCAAAUUGCCUGUACUGUCUAUGGUUUGGGUAUAGGUAAACGCGCCAAGCUACGGUAUAAAGUUACAUUUAAUACCUAUAAUUAAUGCAUAUAACUUCCAUUAUAGCAGACAAACAUGGCCAAAACUUUUUUAUAAAAUAGAUCAAAUACAUAUUCAGUAAACAUUAAACAAAUAUGAAGUGCAUUCAAAUAACCUUUCGCAUACGAUUUCCUCCCUCUCCCCCACUCAAUCUUGCCAUUAUUUCCCAUCAUUUUAAAAGUAAUUCAAUAACGUUGUGUUGGGGAAGAGGGAGGGCGGAAUCUACCAUUUAACUAUCACAGAGGCAAAUGAAAAUUUUACUAACAAGUUAUGUGCAUGAUUGCAGUACGAAAGCACAAAAUACCUUCUUCGAACACAUGAUAGGGCCAUCGCUCAAAAUUUCAUGUUUCUUUUUCCAAUUUUCAGAGAGCGAAUUAUCUGCACAAGCUAGCUGUUUGAAUUUACCGCUAUAACAAUAAUGGCCUUCAACAUUAAAGGUAAGAUGUCUCGACAAUCUGAAAAGUCUAAGCCCGUAGAUUUAUGAUAAAUGCACAGAAGGAUAUCGCGAUUCUAUCCACCUAAUCUACUCCUGAAAAGUCUAAGCCCGUAGAUUUAUGAUAAAUGCACAGAAGGAUGUCGCGAUUCUAUCCACCUAAUCUACUCCUGUAUGUCUUUGUUUCAGAACGACCAACAAAUUUAACAAAAAGGUAUUUAAAAAGGUAAUUCAAUGGCUUCCAAAAAUAACAUAGCGCUUCAAAUCGCGAAUCGCCACUAAUAUUAAAAAACAGUUAUAUUUUGGGAGAUGUCUAUGGUACAAUAUAUCAGAAGAAAUUAUAAAGGCCAUCGAUCAUUAUAAAAUUUUUACAAAUGUGCACUGAAACUGCUAAUUGGUCGGGGAUGAUAAGAAGCAAUAGAAAUUUGGAUGAUACCUAUCAUACUUCAGGAGAAUGGACUACAGAUGGUCUACACAAGGCCAUUGACUAUUACAAAAAUGUUCUACAAAGUAACACUGCUAUUGGCGAUCGAUCAGAAAUAGCAAGAAGCAAUGGCAAUUUGGGCAUUGCCUAUCAUAGUGUAGGAGAAUAUCAGAAGGCCAUUGACUAUCACAAAAAAGAUCUAGAAAUAAGCACUGCUAUUGGCGAUCGAUCAGGAAUAGCAAGAAGCAAUGCCAAUUUGGGCAAUGCCUAUGAUAGUUUACGAGAAUAUCAGAAGGCCAUUGACUAUCACAAAAAAAAUCGGGAAAUAAGCACUGCUAUUGGCGAUCGAUCAGGAAUAGCAAGAAGCAAUGGCAAUUUGGGCAAUGCCUAUCAUAGUUUAGGAGAGUAUCAGAAGGCCAUUGACUAUCACAAAAAAGAUAUAGAAAUAAGCACUGCUAUUGGCGAUCGAUCAGGAAUAGCAAAAAGCAAUGGCAAUUUGGGCAAUGCCUAUCAUAGUUUAGGUGAAUAUCAAAAGGCCAUUGACUAUCACAAAAAAGAUCUAGAAAUAAGCACUGCUAUUGGCAAUCGAUCACGAAUAGCAAGAAGCAAUGGCGAUUUAGGCAAUGCCUAUAAUAGUUUAGGAGAAUAUCGGAAGGCCAUUGACUAUCACAAAACAGGUCUAGAAAUAAGCACUGCUAUUGACGAUCGGUUAGGAAUAGCAAGAAGCAAUGGCAAUUUGGGCAACGCCUAUAAUAGUUUAGGAGAAUCUCAGAAGGCCAUUCACUAUCACAAAACAGGUCUAGAAAUAAGCACUGCUAUUGGCGAUCGGUCAGGAAUAGCAAGAAGCAAUGCCAAUUUGGGCAAUGCCUAUGAUAGUUCAGGAGAAUAUCAGAAGGCCAUUGACUAUCACAAAAAGGAUCUAGAAAUAAGCACUGCUAUUGGCGAUCGAUCAGGAAUAGCAAGAAGCAAUUGCAAUUUGGGCAUUGCCUAUCAUAGUUUAGGAGAACAUCAGAAGGCCAUUGAAUAUCACAAAAAAGAUCUAGAAAUAAGCACUGGUAUUGGCGAUCGGUCAGGAAUAGCAAGAAGCAAUUGCAAUUUGGGUAUUGCGUAUCAUAGUUUAGGAGAACAUCAGAAGGCCAUUGACUAUCACAGAACAUAUCUAGAAAUAAGCACUGCUAUUGGCGAUCGAUUAGGAAUAGCAAAAAGCAAUGCCAAUUUGGGCAUUGCCUAUAAUAAUUUAGGACAAUAUCAGAUGGCCAUCGACUAUCACAAAAAAGUUCUAGAAAUAAGUACUGCUAUUGGCGAUCGGUCAGGAAUGGCAAGAAGCAAUAGCAAUUUGGGCAAUACCUAUGAUUGUUUAGGAGAAUAUGAGAAGGCCUUUGACUGUCACAAAAAAAAUCUAGAAAUAAGCACAGUUAUUGGCGAUCGAUCAGGAAUAGCAAAAAGCAAUGGCAAUUUGGGCAAUGCCUAUUAUAGUUUAGGAGAAUAUCAGAAGGCCAUUGACUAUCACAAAAAAAAUCUAGAAAUAAGCAUUGCUAUUGGCGAUCGAUUAGGAAUAGCAAGAAGCAAUGCCAAUUUGGGCAAUGCCUAUGAUAGUUUAGGAGAAUAUCAGAAGGCCAUUGACUCUCACAAAAAAGAUCUAGAAAUAAGCACUGCUAUUGGUGAUCGAUCAGGAAUAGCAAGAAGCAAUUCCGGUUUGGGGAAUGCCUAUGAUAGUUUACGAGAAUAUCAGAAUGCCAUUGACUAUCAUAAAAAAGAUCUAGAUAUAAGCACUGCUAUUGGCGAUAGAUCAGGAAUACUAAGAAGCAGUGCCAAUUUGGGCAGUGCCUAUCAUAGUUUAGGAGAAUAUCAGAAGGCCAUUGACUAUCACAAAAAAAGUUUAGAAAUAAGCACUGCUAUUGACGAUCAACCAGGAAUAACAAUAAGCAAUGCCAAUUUGGGCAAUGCCUAUGAUAGUUUAGGAGAAUAUCAGGAGGCCAUUGGCUAUCACAAAAAAAGUCUAGAAAUAAGCACCGCUAUUGGCGAUCGAUCAGGAAUAGCAAUAAGCAAUGCCAAUUUGGGAAGUGCCUAUUAUAGUUUAGGAGAAUAUCAGAAUGCCAUUGACUAUCUCAAAAAACAUCUGGAAAUAAGCACUGCUAGUGGCGACCGAUUAGGAAUUGCAAGAAGCAAUGGCAAUUUGGGCAAUGCUUAUGAUAGUUUAUGGGAAUAUCAGAAGGCCAUUGACCAUCACAAAAAUGAUCUAGAAAUAAGCACUGCUAUUGCCGAUCCAUUAGGAAUAGCAAGAAGCAAUGGCAAUUUGGGCAAUGCCUAUGAUAGUUUAGGAGAAUAUCAGAAGGCCAUUGACUAUCACAAAAAAGAUCUAGAAAUAAGCACUGCUAUUGGCGAUCGAUCAGGAAUAGCAAGAAGCAAUGGCAAUUUGGGCAAUGCCUAUGAUAGUUUAGAAGAAUAUCAGAAGGCCAUUGAGUAUCACAAAAAAGAUCUAGAAAUAAACACUGCUAUUGGUGAUCGAUCAGGAAUAGCAAAAAGCAAUGGCAAUUUGGGAAAUGGCUAUUAUUGUUUAGGAGAAUAUCAGAAGGCCAUUCACUAUCACCAAAAAAAUCUAGAAAUAAGCACUGCUAUUGGCGAUCGAUCAGGAAUAGCGACAAGCAAUUGCAAUUUGGGCAAUGCCUAUGAUAGUUUAGGAGAAUAUCCGAAGGCCAUUGACUAUCACAAAAAAGAUCUAGAAAUAAGCACUGCUAUUGGCGAUCGAUCAGGGGUAGCAAAAAGCAAUGGCAAUUUGGGCAUUGCCUAUGAUAGUUUAGGAGAAUAUCAGAAGGCCAUUGACUAUCACAAAAAAGAUCUGGAAAUGAGCACUGCUUUUGGCGAUCGGUCAGGAAUAGCAAGAAGCAAUGCCAAUUUGGGCAAUGUCUAUUAUAGUUUAGGGGAAUAUCAGAAGGCCAUUGACUAUCACAAAAAAGAUCUGGAAAUAAGCACUGCUAUUGGCGAUCGAUCAGGAAUAGCAAAAAGCAAUGGCAAUUUGGGCAAUUGCUAUUAUAGUUUAGGAGAAUAUCGGAAGGCCAUUGGCUAUCACAAAAAAAAUCUAGAAAUUAGCACUGCUAUUUGCGGUCGAUCAGGAAUAGCAAACAGCAAUGGCAAUUUGGGCAAUGCCUAUUACAGUUUAGGAGAAUAUCAGAAGGCCAUUUACUAUCACAAAAAAAGUCUAGAAAUAAGCACUGCUAUUGGCGAUCGAUCAGGAAUAGCAAAAAGCAAUGGCAGUUUGGGCAUUACCUGUCGUAGUUUAGGAGAAUAUCAGAAGGCCAUUGACUAUCACAAAAAAAAUCUAGAAAUAAGCUCUGCUAUUGGCGAUCGAUCAGGAAUAGCAAACAGCAAUGGCAGUUUGGGCAUUGCCUAUUAUGAUUUAGGAGAAUAUCAGAAGGCCAUUGACUAUCACAAUAAAGAUCUAGAAAUAAGCACUGCUAUUGGCGAUCGAUCAAGAAUAGCAGGCAGCAAUUCCGGUUUGGGCAAUGCCUAUGAUAGUUUAGGAGAAUAUCUGAAGGCCAUUGAAUAUCACAAAAAAGAUCUAGAAAUAAGCACUGCUAUUGGCGAUCGAUCAGGAAUAGUAAGAAGCAAUGGCAAUUUGGGCAAUGCCUGUCAUGGUUUAGGAGAAUAUCGGAGGGCCAUUGAAUAUCACAAAAAAAGUCUAGAAAUAAGCACUGCUAUUGGCGAUCAAUCAGGAAUAGGAAUAAGCAAUGGCAAUUUGGGCAAUGCCUAUGAUUGUUUAGGAGAAUAUGAGAAGGGCAUUGGCUAUCACAAAAAAAGUCUUGAUAUAAGCACCGCUAUUGGCGAUCGAUCAGGAAUGGCAAUAAGCAAUGCCAAUUUGGGCAGUGCCUAUCAUAGUUUAGGAGAAUAUCAGAAGGUCAAUGGGUAUAACAAAAAAGAUGUAGAAAUAAGCCCUGCUAUUGGCGAUCGGUCAGGAAUAUCAAUAGGAAAUAAUUCCCAUCGACGUUUAGGAGAGUAUGAAGUUGCAACAUCUCACCUAAUAGAAUCAAUUAGUUUUUUUGAUAAAAUGUUUUUAGAUUCAGUUCCGGAACAAAAUCAACUGGCAUUCGCGAAGCAAUAUUUCGAAUCUCAUACAAUUUUAAUGAGUUGUUUCCUUUCGUUGGAGCGCGCUGAGUCCGCAUUAUUAGUCAUAGACCUUGCUAGGUCUAAAGAGCUCCAUUGCUGUAUUGUUAGACGUAGGAAUUUUGUUGGUAAAGACUUGUUCCAUUAUGCCCGCGCGAUAUGGAAUAGAAUUGAAGGGAGAGAAGAAGAAAUAGAAAUAGAAGGAUUGCAAACACUUCUCCAAUUACGAAAAAAUGACAGCAUCAUUUUAGUGUUCGCUUUUGAUUUGAAAGGUAUUCUUAAUGCUUGGGUUUUAACUGACAAAGUUAUCUUCAGAAAAGUAUUACAAGCACGUCGGGAAACAUUUCUUCUGCUAAUCAUGGAACUUCUGGGAAGGGUAGAUGUUAAUAUUGAUCGAAAUUCUACUUUUUACAUGCUCGAUUCAGUUGCUAAUACUAAUAAACAAGUGAUGUCUCCUAUUGAGUUUCCAAGCGGACAGGCUGCCUCUAAAAACGCGGUUGACGAUGCUGCUAGCUAUAGUCAUUUCUCUGAUCGAAAUAUUUUGGAAAUGUUGUUUAAACUUUUAGUUUAUCCUGUAGAAGAUAUUGUUAAAGGCAAUAAACUCAUUAUUGUCCCUGACCCGCUGCUGUUUUUUGCACCAUUUUCGGCACUGAUUGAUAAAAAUGGCUCAUAUUUAUCCAACAGUUACAGUGUUCAAAUUUCGCCUUCAUUGCAUACUCUAAAAUGUACGAUGGAACAAUCCUUUGACUCAAACUUUGGAUUUGCAUUGUUUGUUGGUAAUCCAACUGUUGGAAAAGUUCGUUUAAACGGAAAAGAUAUUACACCAGCUGACCUGCCCAACGCCGCUGAAGAAGUAAAAUGUCUCUCAAAGCUUUUCCAAGCAAGGCCUUUAUUACAACGGGAGGCAACAAAAGAGGUAGUAUUGCAGCUUUUAACUGGGGCUAGUAUAAUCCAUAUAGCUGCCCAUGGAGAACCGACUCGAGGUGAAAUAAUGCUUGCUUCAAAUUCUUCCCUUACUGAAGAGUGCUUGUCUGUUACUAAAUCGGAAUCAUUCCUUCUCACGCAGCGAGAUAUUCUAAAUAUUUCUGUGCAAGCUCGCUUGGUAGUCUUAUGUUGUUGCCAUACCGGGCAAGGUGAAAUUACUUCUGAAGGUGUCAUAGGUAUAACUCGAGCGUUUCUUGCAGCUGGGGCACGCUGUGUUCUUGCCACACUGUGGCCUAUUAGCGAUUAUGCCACAAAGGAAUUCAUGGAGAAAUUUUAUGAUGAACUUUGCCAAGAAACACCAGUUUGUGAAGCUUUAAGAAGAACAAUGAACUUCUUUCAGGCACAUGAAAAAGAGGAAUACCGAUCCAGUUGGAUCUGGGCUCCGUUUACCAUCUAUGGGGAGGAUGUGAAGUUUGGAAAGGAUGAGAUUCAAAACAUUAGGGAAAAAUCGCAUGACUUUUUUUCCGGUUUCGUCGUUGUAUGAUCCUAAAGUUUGUGAGUAGCGUUUUCAUUAACAAUGGUUGAAAUCUUCAGCAGGCAUCACCGGAAUCAUUUAGACGUCGUCGACCUUUAAAGGACCACGGCGAUGGAAAAUUGUGCUGUCUUUAUAAUGUAUAUUCGAAAAGUAUAUCACUAGAUAAACAAAGUUACCAAAUAUCAGCGUCCAAUUCCGUUUUUUUUCUGCCUUUUUUUUCAAUGCAAACAUGCAAAUUUUUCGGCCGCCAUUACUGAGUUAGAUGUCGAUUUCUUAGGCGAAUGUGACGUCAUAUACUCAACACGCUUCUUUCCCGAAGGAGAAAUUAAUAUUAUCAAAGGCUCAUACUAGGCUGUUUUUUGUUCAAGAUUAUGUCUUCUGACGAAAGCCACAGCUCAAAUUUUGCAACACAAUCAUCUUGCGAACUCUCUUUUGCCGAAGACGUUUCUUGUAAUAGCGGGGGUGAUGUAAAUAUGGAGAAAAGUGUUGGUUUGUGCGAGGCCUAUGAUACUUCAGUCGAAGAGCUCUUGCCACUGAAGAAACAUAUAAAUAUAUGAAGAGUACUAUAACUGAGAGAGAGAGAGAGAGCAAGAGCAGCAAACACUGUCUGCUAGAUUGUCUGGGGAAGGCUCAACUGACACCUGGUGCGUUUUGGAUUUUGGAUUGGAUUUAUUUACGUUUUGGUAAUAUUUGUGACAUAAAACAAACAUGUGAUGGCCAUGUAAAACAAAACAAAUGAUUACUGGUCUCCUUAUAAAAUAUUAUUGUCACCUCCGUUAUUGCACGAAACGUCGUCAAUGAGAGAUGGCUUAAAAAUUACUGUGUUGCCAAAUUGGAACUCGGACUCACGUAAGAAAACAUAUUACUUUGCACAAAGUUGUGGGAAAUAUACUUAAUAUAUUAUUAAUGAUGGUUCAUUGGUCUAAAUGUGGUAACUGUGUCCUGACUCAUUGUUGUUAAUGUGAACCUUGUAAGGAAAAAAUGCUGGAAGAAAACAUACACUGCUUAACUGAGCAUCCAGCAUCUGAUAUGGGUUGUUUGAAACAUUGGGUGUUAAAACUUGCUGGUUUAAGUUACAAAACCUGAAUAAAAGGCUGCCAAAUUAUACCACUCUGUAUACCAAAAGGAAAAAGAGUGAACCAGAGUAAGUAUUUCAAUGUGUAGUUCUAGGCAAUAUCCCCCCCCCCAAUGGAAGAGAUCUAAUUAUGAACCCCCAUCCCUCUAGAUUUUUCUAACUGUCACUGACUGCUUGUUUCCCCCACCGCUGUGGAAAUUCUGGACAGUUUUUACUACUAUCAUACUUCCAAGCAUGAUGUCAGUGUUUUAAAAAAAUAACUCGGCAAGAUACAACAUUGUUCACAUAAACAAGACAGAAACCGUAUCUUGGCAUAUGCACAGCAAGGAAGGGGGUACCUUGUUGAACUGCUAGUAUAGCCCCACACAAGCUUCACUACUUGCCGAUAUGCAACUGCCCUAAGAAACCUUUCAAAACGAAAAUUAAAAUAUUAACAUGACAGCUUUAAAAUUUAGUAAUCCAAAAACUAUCAUGUCAUUUGUGAGCUGUGUUCUGCACAAAAACACCAGGAUUCAUAAUACAAGAUCCUUGUUUAGCUUACUUAUAUAGCUAUACGAUGAUGUACCUUGCUCAUCCUUACAGGGAUGAAGAACCUUGCUCAUCUUUACAGGGAUUCAAACAAUACUAAAUCCAGAAUAUGAUACUCAGAUCAAGACAUUGUAUCAGUUUGGCUGCCCCUGGCUGAUGAGAAUAUCUUACCACUCAUCACCAGAGUAGAGAGUGCUCUUUUUCUCACCCACCUACCUGGUAAUCAUUAAAGAAAAACAUGCAAAUGUCUGGGGCUAGCCUUUUGAGGGAAUGCUUAAUGCCAAAAAUUACUGAUAGAUGACUCAGUCAUAUUGCAUAGUUCCAGGAAAUAGCCAUACCCCCCACACCCACCCUGCCACAGAAGAGAUUGGAAAUUCAAGAGUAUAGGGGGUGUCAUUGCAUCAAGAUUUCCAGUGGAGUUAGGGUAUAUUAAAGUCUUGGUAUUUCCAGAGGGUAUUCAAAUACAACCAAUAUCAAAUGCUGGUCAUGCAUGUUUUCUUCCAGCAUUUUUUCCUUACAAGGUUCACAUAAACAACAACGACAUUCAUCGGGUUUUACCACAAAGGCCAGGACACAGUUACCACAUUUACACUUAUGGACCAUUAAUAUAUUAUAUAUUAUUGACCAUUAUAUAUUUCCCACAACUUUGUGCAAAGUAACAUGUUUUCUUACGUGAGUCCGAGUUCCAAUUUGGCAACAGUAAUCUUCAAGUCAUCUCUCAUUGAAGACGUUUCGUACAAUAACGGAAGUGAUAAUAAUAUUUUAUAAGAAGACCAGUAACCAUUUAUUUUGUUUUACAUGGCCAUCACAUGUUUUGUUUUACAUCACAAAUAUAACCAAAACGUAAAUAAAUACAAUCCAAAACGUACCAGGUGUCAGUUGAGGUUUCCCCAGACAAUCUAGCAGACAGUGUUUGCUGCUCUUGCUGUUUCUUCAGUGGCAAGAGCUUCCACUGAAGUAUAGGUCUCGCACAAAUCCACACUUUCCUCCGUAUUUACAUCACCCCCGCUAUCACAACAAACGUCUUCGGCAAAAGAGAGUUUGCAAGAUGAUUGUGUUGCAAAAUUUGAGCUGUGGCUUUCGUCAGAAGACAUAAUUUUGAACAAAAAACAGCCUAGUAUGAGCCUUUGAUAAUGUUAAUUACUCCUUCGGGAAAGAAGCGUGUUGAGUAAAUGACGUCACAUCCGGCUAAGAAUUCGACAUCUCGCGAAUUGAUAACUCAGUAAUGGCGGCCGAAAAAUUUGCAUGUUUGCGUUGAAAAAAAAGGCGGAAAAAAAUGGAAUUGGACGCUGAUAUUUGGUAACUUUGUUUAUCUACUGAUAUACUUUUCGAAUAUACAAUAAAAAGACACCACAAUUUUCCAUCGCAGUGGCACUUUAACUUAGUCUAAUUCGUAAUUAUAGCAUGACUUAAAAUUGUGUUACCAUGCGGUAGUAUAGAACAUUUUAGGCUGAGCAUUCUGUUAUUAUAUGUUGCUAUAAGUGCAACUCCGACUGUUCAGAAUGGUUAAAAUGUAGCUAGAUAUAUAUCAAUUGUUAUUUUGAUAGUUGUUUUGGAGAAAAUAUAAUUGACUUUCUUCAGGAAAACGGUUGGUUUGAUCGAGUUACGUUGCUGUUGAUCAAAUGCUUUAGUUUAUAUUGUGCUUGACAAUGGGCAGAAUAAUAUUCUUUGAUAAAACUAAUGUCAAAAUAUUAACAGAAAAUAUAUUGACAGAAAAGUAGCAGAGUUUUGCUUCUGUUAUAGUGGAAGAGGGGCAUUAAAGUUGCGAAGUUGCUAUAGUUGGUACGUGCUUGCGAGAAAAUGGCAGCGGAAAAUAUUUGAACUCAGAGGGGUUUUGUGCAGAAUUGUAUGUGCGUUGUCAAGCGCAGAAUCUUAUAUUACUAGUUGCACACUAGUUGUAGUAUUCGCACUAGUUGUAGUAUUCACACUAGAAAUGUAGUCGAGAAAAUAUAUUUUAUCUUUGAUAUUGUGGUUCAGAGUUGCUUGUCCGUUGUUGAGAGGGAAUUAAGAUUCUGUAAUAGUAAUGUUUCAAAGUUUCCUUAGCAGGUGCAGACAUAUAAAGGAUGUAUCAAGAAAAUGUAAUCCAAAUUUGACAUGUUAUUGUAUAUUAGGUCUUAUCAAAAUCUCGUCUAUGAAAUAACACCUUUUUGUUUCAUUUCGAUAAUAAAAUUAAUUAGCAAAUACGAUCAGAUUCUAAAUAGUCUGACGAAAUUGCAUUUUCCUACCUUUGGGAAUUUGAAUUUUGAACAAAUUUUGAAGAAAUGUUAGUCGCAUAUUUGGGAAACGUUUGGCAUGGCGAGUUUAGGGUGCGAACUUUCAGUUUUUGAAAUGUUUUAACCCCUAAAUUUCGUUGCUAAAUGGCGAUAUAAAAUUUACUAAGAUUUGAUUAUCAACCCAUACCAUAGUCGCCUGACGCCAUUUCAAAAUGAGAAUAAUAACACUAUUCCCAUCUAUAUCAAUUGUCUAUUAUUUCUUUUCUUACUCGGUGGAAAAGUGGGACAUCCCCUUAGCCCGCACCCCAGUUCUGUGGUCUCUGGAUAUACAACUCAGCAACUGGUAGGCUACAUUAUUUUACAUAGGUCAAAUCACUCGCAAUAAAAAGAAAAGCAUUGUUUCGCCUAAGUGAAAUCCAUGUUAAAUAGUCUAACGACAACAGGGUUCGUACUCUAGUGUGCCCCCUUUCACGCUUUCGAAAUUGAUGUUGUGGCAUGAAUACAAAGUUGAUUAUGUGUUAAUUAAAUUCUUUUAAUGAUGGCUUUUUUUAUAAUAAUUUCUACUCAUCUGUCACACUAACUUUAUAAGAGAGGCAGCAUAAUGUUUGCUCUGCUACACUCCAAAUACCCAGGUGUGCUACAACAGCAAAAUGGGGUGCGAUCAUUGCAGCUUUUGAUUUAACGUAAAUGCUAAAACCAUUUUUGUGUUCGGAAAACAAGAAAAUUACACUCAAUAAGUGCUUUAAAACAGCUAUAACACUUAUUGGGUGUAAAUAUAUCACCACUGAUAGUGUAUUUGGUGUUUUUCUAACACACAAAUGGUCAAAAUAAAAACAUUCACACUAAAUCGGUCCGCUCUACACAGCUGCAAGUCAUGAUUACAUCAUUCUGUUGUUUUAGCAACACCCAGAAAUUUGUAGUGCACAAAUUAGCCAAAAGUGAAUGAAAUGUAAGCAAAAAAUUUUAGUAAGGUUUGCAGCAAAAAAGUACGGUAAUACUGUAUGUUGGAAAUUUAAAUUCCUCAAUAUUUGUGUCAGGUCAAAAGACAAUUAGUGGUAAGACAUCAUAGUUUGUAUAUUGAUAUGAUAUUCAGCCCUCACGCAAAUACUCUGGCUUCGAUCGUCACAUGAAUGGCUGUAAAGUACGAGUAUAUGUUUAAUUUAUAUUUCAAUGUAGUUCUAAUAAUAUUUUAAGUGUAUAUUUUAAAGUACAGUAGAUCUUUAAAAUAUACACUUUAUACUAUGUAAUUUUCUAUCCUGCAAUAUACUUGAGUGUCACAUUAUGUAUGUAGCUUGUUGAUGAUGUAACAGAGUAUUUGUUGGCUGCCUUUGCUAAAACUUAACUGGCGGAAGCAACCGUAACAAUGCGUUGCAAAUUUAAUAAAGGUUUUAAUUCAAGAUGGAUAACGUUCCUAAUCCUCGGUUUUCUUUCCGGAACAAGCUAGCGAUUUGGUUUUCACUGGAACAAAUUCCUAGGAAACAAAUAGAAUCAAGGGAAAUUACUUUGAAAUUAGGACUUAAAAUAUCGAUACAUUUGAUUCACGUGUGCACUUAUUAGAGAAUAUCACAACAACGUUGCCUUACGUAGUUCCUAUUCAAUAUUUCUUAGAUUCGCUAGAGUCUUCGUAUCAGUCACAUAGUCUAGAAAAUGUUUGUUGAUAUUGUUUAUUACAACGAUCUACCAGCAAAUUCAAGAAAGUUUGUGCAAACUUGACAAAGAAAAUGCGACCAAAAUAUUUUUGAAAUUGAUUGUAGGUAUCAGAUUUCAUGAUUUUCAGUCGUGUAUUUUAAUAUCUUUGCUAUUUGUUCUCAAAAGCAAUAUGUGAAAAUGACUUAUCUUGGCAUAUGCUAGUGAUAAGAAAAAAGAGUUUUCAGCUGAAAAAGGUUUGCUUUAGGAAUACCUGUAUAAUAGCAUUAUAUACAAAAAAUUUUCAAGGUCACUAAGUUUUUGUGCAAAUUUGUAUAAACUUUAAUUGAAAGAUGGAAACAACAUACGUUGGAGCUUGUAACAGAAUAAGCAUGUUUACUUGCAUGUGUGACACACAAACAUACCGAUUGAGUUCUAUAUUUGUGAAAAAUAAAAUAAUAAACUUUAUCCAACAUUCCACAACGUGGUUAAAGAUUGAUGGUAGUGAACAAUAUGAAGCAAGUAGCCUAAUAUAAGAAACACAAAAAUUCAGGAAAUAUUUCCACGGAAUCACAUUCUGGCGAUGCAUUUGAACUAUUAAUCAUGAAAGCAUAUUACAGUAUCUGGUCACACUGCUCAGUAUCUUUUCCUGUGUUUGCUGCAAAUGACUGUGAAAUUCAACUACCAAUUUGCGACAUACAUUGAUGAAUGCAAGCAUUAUAAACACCAUCAACAAAAUCUGAAACAUUUGCUCCUGCCUUAACUUGGAUGACAUGCAGAACAAUACGUAUUCUUCAUUCGUGUGUACUCUGAGCGAACAACGAAAUUAGGAAAAUGAAUUAAUGGAUAAUAUACUGGUUAUAAAGAUGAACAUCUUCUGCUGACUAUUUCCAACGCAGUAUAGUUUGUGCCAUGCCAUUCUCGUUCAAUAAAAACUGCAAAAUCGGCUGUUAUUCAAGAAAUCCAAUUAUAUUAAACAGACGCGUAAUAUUGCAAAGGAAACGGGACGGGUUAAUGUGGUAUUACAAAAAUCUGUACGGCUCCAGGCGAGGAUUAAUUCUGGAUUGAAAAACUAAAUGUGAAUAAUUGUUGUAUUCGUUGGAGAAAUAUAAAACAUCUGCCACAAGCAUCAAGUGUUGGUUCCUGAUUUACAAGUUUAACCAGCGAAAUGCAAAUAUUUACUUUAUGGAAAGAAUUAAACUUUUAUUACGAUACAACACUUGUUAUUAAUAAUGGUACUAACUAUAGAUCAUCUAUGCGUGAAAUACUGAAAAUGACAGUCUUAUUCCCGCAGUUUUAAAG
This is a messenger RNA of Paramuricea clavata, 16254 nucleotides long. The record is from the annotation of a GenBank genome assembly. Lineage: Eukaryota; Metazoa; Cnidaria; Anthozoa; Malacalcyonacea; Plexauridae.